Molecule: messenger RNA, 3848 nt
Organism: Ruditapes philippinarum (Manila clam)
Lineage: Eukaryota; Metazoa; Mollusca; Bivalvia; Venerida; Veneridae
Product: golgin subfamily A member 6-like protein 22
Exons: 9
Coding region: 546-2117 (523 amino acids)
Source: RefSeq, a predicted model, not a curated record
UCAUAAUCCCUAUAGUAUAUAAGAAAAAAGAGAGAAAACUUCAUGAUUUAUUGAAUGGAUGGUUUAUAUUGGUGUCUGUUGGAAAUCUAAUUCCUUAUGUACAUUUAAACAUAUUUAUGGGACUUUAGAAUAUAUUAAGCCACUCUAGGUUGAAAUACAAAGGACAAAUAUUUACCAAAUUUAAAAAUGAUAAUCAGAUAAAAGUACGAGUGUUUUAAAAGUGGAUGUUCAUAUUUAUGGAACCAUAAAUCCAAUCAUCUGCCAAUGUAAUGAUUGCUUUUUUAAAACACAUUAUCUAUCGAUAUAGUCUGAUUCUUCCAUUUCAUUAAUUAUCUCAAAGGUAUUUGAUUGGGAAUUGAUGUCUGUUUUAUUAUUAAAAAAAGCUAAGUGGCAGGAGUUAAAUAAUUUUAGCUCUGGGUGAUAGAAUAUUAUCAGAAAUGGUUAUUAAUAAGUGAAAAGUGAUUUAAAAAGGAUGAUCUUUUGUAUCUGAAUUGGAUUUAAACUAUGCGUGCUUAAUUAUUUUUGGAUUCGAUGAAGGCAUUAAAAUGUCGGCUAGGUCUACACAUAGGCGAAAGGUUUACCCACAUACUAAAGAUGUAGCCUUAAAUGGGGACAUUACUCAAAUACUGGCUAGACGCAGUCCUACGCCAAAAGCAAGCCCUCCAUCCAAACGCUUUACAAAGCCAUCCUGCAAUCAGUCCCCCGAGAAAACAUUCUCUAGAGAACGUGGCUGUCUUCCAUCAAGUAACAACAACAUCAACAGCAACAUCAAUCACGUGAUGCCUGUUGUAGAAGGGAGAGAGAAAAAUCAAAGAAAUCACACACCAAACGGCAUCCGUGACUUCCAAGAAAUGCCCAUCGAGGAAUGUCGACAGAUAUAUAAAGACGAAAUUAACACGCUUUGGCGGGAAGUAGAGGAUUUCAGACUGACUUGCCAGAAGGAGAUGAUGCGACAACGGACUUUGCUGGACGACCAUCGAAAGAAGUGUGAGGAGGCCAUAAAGCAUGAAACGGUUGUGACAAGGGCCCCUGAUGUUACCGAAGAUAAAGACUACACAACUGAACUCAAAUCUCUGAAAGAAAACAUGCAGAUUCUAGAGCAGAAACAGAAACUUCUGGACCAAGAGGAGCAAAUUGUGGAGAGAGAGGAACUACUCGCAAAAAGACAAGAAAAACUUAAAGAAUAUGAAAAAGAUGUCGAAGAGGCUGAGGCAUUACUUGACAAAAGGCAAAAUGUGGUCAAAAGACGCUCACAAGAUGUUGAAUUCCUGAACCACGACCUGUUGACUAUAAAACAGGAGCUAGAAGAAUCUAUAGACAAAGCAGAAAACAAUAUGGACGAUUCAGAUAUCAGUAAGACCGAUGAAGCAUCAGGAGAACAAACAGAAAGUUUCACAAGUAAUCUUAUUAACUCUCCAGAAACCUCAUGUAAAGCAAGACGUAAUUGGCAGCUAGCUCGACGUCAUUUGAUAGACAAAGUAACCUUGUUAGAAACUACAAUACAACGAUAUAGGACACAAGUGGCCUCCUCAACGGCUACCAUAACUGCCAAAGACAUGGUCAUCUCCAGACUUCAAAAAGAUGCAACAGAGUUACGGGACGAGCUUGAAAUGAAGGAAAAGAAGAUAAAAAAGCUCGAAUCUCAACUAGCUCUUUCACUCGAAGACAAAACACGGAGUGAGAGAAAGUUAGAAAUGCUUUUAGAGGAGUUACAGAACAUUGACUUGAACGCAACAGCGAAGGUUUUGUCUAGUCCGGAAAAAACUCCGUCGAAAAAUGAUACAACGAACAAAAGAAAGUUUAUGAAAAAACAGCAUUCGAUGUUCUCCUUUUUAGCUCAUCACAUAGGUGAUAAAAAUGACAGAAAUGACAAUUCUACGUCUCCUGGACUUAUCCGGCGUAGAACUUUGCUAGAAAGGGAACAUGUGAAAAGUGGACCAAAUACGCCAGUCAAAGGCGUUUCUAAUAAUAGUAGAAUGGACGAAAUUCGAACAGAGAGCGUUAAUUCUCAUAACGAAUCUGAAAGAAAUGCGGACGCGGGGGCAAAAGCAGACGACACGUAUUCUUUAUCAGAACUGCAUGGUGAUUUAGGAAGUAAAGCAUGUACUGUGAUGUGAAAGAAAUAUAUUUGGCUAGUUUGUUUUCCUUUUUCUAUCUAUGCUCAGAAAUUGACAUAGAAAACUGCUUAUCUGAUGAUUAAAAGAUCUGUUCUCAUCGCACAAGUUUCAUAUUUGUUUUUAGUAUGGAUUCAUAAUUAUACUGUUAAGCUUUUGAGUAUUUAAAGGUACAUUAUGCCUGAAACAAAUAUUUGUUUCUUCUUUUAAAAAAAGGAAAACAUGAUUUAUAUAACCUUGUAUUAAUGUAAUAUGCUUGUCACCUACAAAAAUAGCACUGAAUGUUAAAAUUGUCAUAAAAGAAGCGAAUGUAAAGUAGUAUUUUGAUAAAAAAAAAUACUAAGUCACUUAAACUAUACUUAUUGAAGAAAUAAAGGGCUCAGUUAAUACGCAAAUGAGUAACUUUUUGAUCAUUAUUAAAGUACACCAAAAAAAAUAAAUAAAAAUGUUGUUGAGAAAUAAAAAUAAAUAGUAUUUAUUGGGCAUAAUGGGCCUUUAACAGUAAGUUAUUACGACACUUUCACUUGUGAAUUACCUGUAUCACGGCAUAUAAAUACACAGAAAGUUUUAAUCGAAUAUAUAUGCAAAUCACAAAGCUAUAUAGACUUUUUUAAAUUAUAUUUUGUGUCAGAUGAACACUUUAAUAAUAUGUAUUAUACUUUUUUAUAUAGAGUACUUUUCUUGUGAAAGGUAAUUAAGAUAUAUUAAUAUAUAUAAUGGCACUCUCAUUGCUUUAUAUGGAAGCAUGCCAUUUUACAAUUAUUGACUAGUGAGUUAUUGAAUAUGAUGUGAUAUUCACCGGCAAAUGACAUAUUGACCGAGGCGAUAGACGAGGUCAGUAUGACAUUUUUGCCGGUGAAUAUCACAUCAUAUUCAAUGAGUCAUUAGUCAGUAACUGUUUUAUUAUAUGAUAAGCAUAAUAUUAAAAUACGCACACAAAAAGUAAAGCCUAACAUUAAAAAUAGGUAAUCAAUAUAUUGUACAUGCCUAAAUCAUAUUCACCCAGUGAAUAUGAUUUACGCACGCGCAAUCGAUUGCCUUCCUGUAUGGUUAUUUUCCUGUAUGUGUCAUAUUCUAUUUUUAGAUUGGGAAAAUUCGGCUAUUUCAUCCAGUGAAUAUGAUAAUACACCCAGUGAAUAUGAUUUUAUGAUUUGUUAUGUUGACUACUGUUUGAACCAAUGAGAUUGCAGCUAUUAUUAGAUCAUAUAAUAAAAGAGAUUGUAAAACGAUGCAACGGCUAGAAUUGAAUGAAAGCUAUUUUGCAAUAAAAUCUUUGAUGUCGAUAAAAUGAAACCUUGUCUAUUCCACAAAAGUUCUUGUUCAUCAUACUUUAGUUUACUUAUAUAACAAAAUCAUCCAAAUGUACAAUCCUAAACGGAAUAGUUGCUUUAGAUUUAAUUGCAAUAUUAUGUAUUAGGGAUCAUCCCAGUAAAAAUCUGUUUUAUUUUUAUUUUUCUAUACUUCUGUUUAAUUGUAAAUAAGCAAUUGAUACAGUAUACACUCUACAGAACGACCAUCUGACGACCAACUACCUCUUAAAAGCACCUCAAUCAUUUCUACCGAAAGUAACAAUUCACAACACAUUUUACCUCUCUAUAACAACACUUCUCAUUCUUAGCAACAACCAAUUAUUGUUUCUCCCAAAGGGUGUUUCACUGCACAGGUUGUACUGUAAUCAUGAUGCUAUUUUUUAUUCUUUUAUAGAGUUUAUUUAAAUUAAAGAAAUAAAUAUUU